Molecule: messenger RNA, 636 nt
Organism: Naumovozyma castellii
Lineage: Eukaryota; Fungi; Ascomycota; Saccharomycetes; Saccharomycetales; Saccharomycetaceae
Gene: SCM4
Product: Scm4p
Exons: 1
Coding region: 1-636 (211 amino acids)
Source: RefSeq, a predicted model, not a curated record
AUGUCGACAUCAUUACGCAUUACCAAGACCGUGGCGAUCUCAUCCCUUGGACUUUACGCCGGUUUAUUAACCUCGAGUUCCUUAGUGUCUACGUUAACCCCCUUGCAAACUGUGAGUUCGCAAAUCAGACACUUAGCCUGUGUCAUUGGAGUAUACGGCUCCGCACUAGCGGGCUUGACCACCGCUGCAUUCGGGCUGACCUACUCCUUAAGUGCAGACAGUUCCAGACUGGCGCAGUUAGUCUACGGUCUUGUGGGCGGGCCCAUCACGUAUGGAUAUUUAUAUAUUUGUUCUAUGAAGGGUAGAGGAGGACGCGGAUCAUCGCUGGUGGUGGAGAAGGAGGAGGGAUCGCGGACCCCGGAAUCUUCUCAUUCAGACAAGAUGAGUUCUCCGGAAUUGGUGGGUUCUUCAGAAGAAAGCAGUGGCACACCCAAAGUUCCCUUCCAUCAUCCUCCCAUUGGGCCCAACUCUACUGGCGAAUGUCCCUUUGGCCACAAGGCGAAGAGGGGAAAGAGAGCUGAGGCAGCUGCGGCAGCUGCGGCAUCGCACAUUCUCAUUAAUUGGAGUUUGUGGCUAAGUACUGGAGUGACGGUGAGCUGCCUUGUGAAGACGAUCUAUGCUUCUCAACGGGGAUAG